Messenger RNA from Umbelopsis ramanniana AG, 1474 nucleotides. RefSeq lists its product as uncharacterized. The record is from RefSeq and is a predicted model, not a curated record. NCBI's taxonomy places the organism in Eukaryota, Fungi, Mucoromycota, Umbelopsidomycetes, Umbelopsidales, Umbelopsidaceae. Gene Ontology annotation, molecular function: acetyltransferase activity. The transcript has a single exon. Bases 297 to 1187 code for a protein of 296 amino acids.
CUUUCAAAAACACCUAUAUCCCCCUAUCUUAUCUGUGAGUAUACAUGUUUGAUUCUGUUUCUCCUGCCAUGCUUAAGUUACUAAUGAGAAUAAAUUUUCUGCUCUGAUAUCGUGAUCUUAAAUUUAUUUUUGUAUUGGCGCAAAAUAAAUCGUUAAUAAACAGUAUCUCAUUGAGAGAAAUGACUGUGCAUUUAUCAACGGCGCCAAAUGACGCGGAUAUCAUUUUUUUCAAAGCAUUGCCUUCGACAUCGUGUAAACCUGACAAUUGAUCCAGCUUCGGCCAAUUUCAACGCACAAUGUUAUCAUCAGAAGCAGAAAAGUUGACUGAAGAACAAGUAACCGAAUAUUUGAAGCGGCUACAGAUACGGUCCAAACCAAGUCCAACUCUGGAAGGGCUAAAGCUCCUUUGUAUUCAGCACCUCAAGUGCAUACCGUUCGAGAAUUUUUCUUUGCACUUCACUGAGCAGCGACCUUCAAUUCCGUCGCUACUCCAAGAGAACAUUUUUAACAAAAUAGUUCAACGCAAACGUGGUGGUUACUGCUUCGAAUUAAAUGGCUUAUUCGCUGCCUUGUUAAAAUCGCUAGGGUUUUCCAUUACCAAUGGCAGCGCACGCGUCUAUUUCGAAUCAAACGGAGCUCCCGGCUACACGGACGAACAACACCAUAUUAUCGUUGUGAACUUGGAUGGCGAAUCUUGGCUUGCCGAUGUAGGCUUUGGUGGCCCCGGACCAUGUCUGCCAAUGAGCUUUUCAAAUGCCCCGCAGCCAACCGAGAAUGGUAUUGGAAGCGAACAAACAAUGUUGGAACUUCAGAAUGAUAAUACGUGGCUGUUGAAACAUCGGUUUAACUCAGGUGCUGACUGGAAACCAACAUACAAGACCACAUUGGAAGUUCGCAAUGGCUCAUUUUACAAUGAAGGAAACAAAAAUGUAGCUACCGGGCCGACUAUUUUCACGGAACAUCUAAUCGCGGUGAUCCUUCGUGAUAACCAAGGCAGCUUGGAACGAGUUUCAAUGAUGGAUACAAAGGUCAAUGUAUCAGGCACUAAUCAUUAUACCCUUGUUGACACCUUUAACACUGAGGAGGAGAGAAUUGCCGGUAUUGAACAUUGGUUCAAUGUUGAAUUGACCGAUGAAGAAGUCAUGGGAAUCAGUGGCAGCCAUCUUGCCUUGGGGUCAAGCAGUUAGGAAGGAGGCGCCGCACUCGGAAUGUUCAAUGCUGCUUUCAAAUGGUUUUUACCAGCAGCUCUGUGUAACAUCUCACCGGCACAAGCUUUUCAAUGAAAAAUGGUGGUAACAAAAUGCCAGGAGAAUCGGUUUGUCGGAACAACUCGGGUAUAAUAGAGUUUACCGGUACACCGCAAUGCUAUAGAAAUCUAGAGCAUAAACCUUCUGGGUAAAUUGAAGAAAAGUUCAUUGGGGGAGAUAAAGUAAUAAACCGAUCGAUUAUUUAGGCGGGCAAUAAAACUUAAGAC